AAUAAGACGUGCUUUGACUGUGGGGCCAAGAACCCGACAUGGUCCAGCGUACCGUAUGGUGUUCUGCUAUGUCUUGACUGCAGCUCUGUACACCGCAAUAUGGGCGUGCAUCUCUCCUUUGUCCGAUCCACGGUGCUUGACACAUGGACCUGGGACCAGCUACGUCUGAUGCGGGUUGGUGGUAAUGCUGCCUGUGCAGACUACUUCAAGAAGCAUGGCGGUUCUUCCCUCUUGAGCACAAAGGACGCGAAAAUCAAGUACUCUAGCAAGCAGGCCACACAAUAUAAAGCAGAGAUC
Protomyces lactucae-debilis is the source of this 297-nucleotide messenger RNA. RefSeq lists its product as uncharacterized. NCBI's taxonomy places the organism in Eukaryota, Fungi, Ascomycota, Taphrinomycetes, Taphrinales, Protomycetaceae. The transcript has 2 exons. The annotation marks the transcript as partial. Gene Ontology annotation, molecular function: GTPase activator activity. Gene Ontology annotation, biological process: COPI coating of Golgi vesicle. The record is from RefSeq and is a predicted model, not a curated record.